UGAGGUGGGGGCUCUGCUGAAAUGCUGCUGUGGGGAGUUUAGCUCAUUCUGAAACAGCUACGCUCGCGCACAAAGGAGCCUGCAAAGUCAAGCAACUUUCUCCGAGCAGGCGUCUUGGAUUUAAUUCUGUUCCCGUGGGAUUUAAUUUAAGGGAACGGCUCCUAACCUUUGCAUUCGGUAAUCAUGAUCUGAAGGUUUUUGCAAGGCUUUCGGAAGUAGCUCAGGCAUUUCCCUUGCACUUUGCCUCGCUUAAGGUUGGAGCGGAAAGCUGCGGGCCAAGGACCAUGUGGUGAAAAGAAGGUUAGAGUCGAGGAAGUGGUUGGACUUAUCUGCUGCUACACGCGCGCCUGACUGGGAGGGGAAAAAUCUGCGCCUCCAAAGGGGGAAAAGAAAAAAGAAAAAGCUCCAACUUGGCGGAAGGCAGGAGGGUGAAUCGAGCGUGCCUCAGCAAGCUUGCUUCGCGAAAAGGCGGCUACUCCUUUCUGGGAUUUUUUUUUUUUUCCUCCCUCAACCCCCUUCCGAAGCCGUUCGCCGCUUAGGAGCGACCCUCUCUCGGGCUGCUGUGGAUGCGGCGUGUGAUGGAAAAGCAGUAAUAGCUCGAAUUUGCGAAACCAGUUCGGCCUCUUCUCCUACCGACUACCGAAGAAACCUCGUUGGGAUUUGCACUUCGGAGAAAAUUGCCCGAGUAACUGGUUGGCAGGGCAGGGGCGCUCAGUGUAAGCAGACACCCCUUUGAAUGUUGGUGUUCAGAAGGCGAGCUGUUUGGGGAGACGAACGAGUUGGGGUGCCUUUCGUUCGAGGACCAGGAUUUUGCGACCGCUCGGCGCGGGUCGAGACAAGGCGAAGGGAAACAAACUUGGCCUCUCGAAUCCGACGACUGCCGGAGAGCAAAGGUUCGGGGGAGCCGAGAAGGUUUCGCCCUCUGGAAUGAGUUUUCCUGCGCUUUAAGACUUCUCGCACGUUGUUGCCUUACGGAUCUAUCUUAGCAGGGAGGUGCCUUCAUGCGGAUUUGCCAUUCAAAAACGAUUUCAGAUGCAUGCCCAGUUCCUGGUGAAUGCCAGAAAUAGAGACCACUACCGAUGGAGUCCACAGGUCAGCAUGGAAACAGCAGUUCGUUAGUUGUCCAUCAGCAGCUUUUCCUGGACAACCAGCAAAGGUUGGACUAUGAAAGAGAUAUUCAGCCAACUGCCAUCUUGUCACUGGACCAGAUCAAGACUCUCAGGGGCAGCAAUGAAUACACUGAAGGUCCUUCUGUGGUGAAAAAGUCUGCUCCCCGGACAGCUCCAAGACAAGAAAAACAUGAAAGGACUCAUGAAAUCUUACCAAUAAAUGUGAAUAAUAAUUAUGAGCCCAGACCCAGCCAUCUUGGACAUGUGCUACAUCAACACAACUCAAGGAUUCCUGUUUUGAGCAGAUCUACAAGCACUGGAAGUGCAGCUAGUUCUGGAAGCAACAGCAGUGCUUCUUCAGAGCAGGGCCUUUUAUUAAGAUCACCACCAUCAAGGCUGGGCCCAAGUCAGAGAUUUGAAAGGCCAAUCAGGACGCAACCCAAACCGUCAUCUUUGAUUGUAGAUGACUUGAAGAGUCCUUUGAAAGAGGAUUCUACUCAACAUAAGUUCAUAUGUGAACAGUGCGGGAAAUGCAAAUGUGGAGAAUGCACAGCACCCAGGGCCUUGCCUUCUUGUUUGGCCUGCAACAGACAAUGCUUGUGCUCAGCAGAAAGCAUGGUAGAAUAUAGCACCUGUAUGUGUCUGGUCAAAGGAAUCUUCUACCACUGUUCCAAUGAUGAUGAAGGGGACUCAUAUGCGGAUAAUCCAUGCUCAUGUUCCCAGUCACAUUUCUGGUCCCGGUACCUAUGCAUGGGGGCCAUGGCUUUGUUUCUUCCGUGCCUGCUCUGUUACCCUCCUGCAAAAGGAUGCCUAAAACUGUGCCGCGGGUGUUAUGAUUGGAUGAAUCGUCCAGGAUGCCGAUGCAAAAACUCCAAUACAGUUUAUUGUAAGCUGGAAAGUUGUCCAUCAAGGGGUCAAGGCAAGCCCUCCUGAUUUCUGGAGGGAAAGAUUCAGUUCCUCAGACACCAUCUUUCAGAUUGUGGCUGACUUUUCUGUGUCCAUGCUCCUUUUUUUCUUUCAUGCCCAAGAUCUUCUCUCACUUCUAUAGCUUAUCUCAAUGAAGGGCAAAUCUGAAUGCAUUGGUCUUUGGUAAGUGUGGCUCAUAAGCUGGUAUCUUUUUUCAUCUUGGAAAGUCAUCUCAGGAUUCUGAGUAAUAGACUCCUGAAAGAAAUAGUGAGGGUACUGGGUUUUCUGAAGUCCUUUAUUCUGCAAAUAACUUUCCAAAGAUGCUGUUUUGUUCUGUUCUCUUUUUAACUAACUUUAAUGGCUUUCAAGUGGUUUUUUUUUUUCAACUCUUUCCAUUCCCCUUUUUUAAAAAGGCUGCACAAUUCAGUUAUUUCCCUUAAACAAAGAGAAAACAAAAGGAAAAUAUGGGUUGAAAUUUAGCAAACCUAGUCUCCCCCCCCCUCCCAUUUUUUAAAAUUAACCACUUGCAUUUUGCUUGUUCCUUGCCCACUAUUUUGUCAAUCCAGAUUUUAAAUAUUUACCUUCAUUGCUCCCAUUACUGGUUUCUUCAUAAGCUUCUAUUGUUUUCAGAUAUAUAGUUCGCUCUUCAUAUAAUACAAUUUAAGUUGUAUAAGUCUUUGAUUUCUUAACACUUCUAUUUCUGUGGUUUAAAAUUUUAACUCAUCCUCAGCUCAGUAACUUUCCUCCUUUUGUUGCCUUAGCCACAUAUUGUGGUGCUUUUUGUAUAUUUUAUGUAAAAUCACAAAGUUGAAUUCUGACUAUUUUUAAGACAAAGGUCUGUUAAAACUUUUUUAUUGUAAAGAAUAUUUAUUAUGUAAAUCUCUAUUAUUUUAUGAUAUUUAUUAUAAAAAUAACUGUUCCAAAAAUGUAUUCCUGUCUGAAUAUUACAAAAUAUCAUCAUUUAAUGAAAAUAAGGGUGACACAAGGAAAGUAUGUAUGUUAAACUAUAAUGCAGAAAAUAUAAUAAUUAAUUAAAAUGUCUUGGGUUCUUUAUUUGUUAGUAAAACUGUUGUUCUUAGCAGUAUUAGAAGAAAGACUAUACAGUCCUUUACCACUUUUCUUGGAGAUAAGCCACUGUACUCAGUGGGACUUCACUUUUGAAUAGGCUUGUAUAGAAUUACACUGUUAGACCACUGCCACUUAUUUCUUUUCUGAAGUUUUCAUGACUCUGAAAUCACUUUUUAAAAAUAAUAAUAAUAAUAAUAAUAAUAAUUGGAUUUUUGCUCUGAAGUGUUUUUCAGCAUUGGUGUAUCUUGCUCAUUUGAAAACAUUCACACCCCAAGCUAUAUUUGUGCAACUAUAGAGUUUUUUCAUAGACUAUACAUUGAUUUUCAUUAUUUUUUGUUUUUAAGAAGAUACUUUUUCUAAGGUGUGAAAAUGAGAUACCAAACAUUAAAGUUUGCGAAAGAAAAAUGAGAAUUCCUAAACACCUCAUUUUUCAUAUUAUGUUCAUGGUUUUUCUUCAAAAGAUUAAUUCUGUUUCCAGAAUUCAGAAUAAUGAUUCUUGUGGACCUAUUUGGUGCCUACUAUAUUAAUAAAAUAUAUGUAAUUGAAUUGAUACCAUUGAACCUGUUAGCUGAUGUUCUCCACACUGAUUAUCUUGCAUCUAAGCUCCUUACAAGGCAUUUUAAAAAUAGCAUUACCCAUAGUGAAAGUGCUUGCUUUCUCUAAAAUAACCAAGCAUGCAUGUCCAUAUUUAGAAAUCUUGUGUGUUGUUUAACUACACUAUGUGCGGUAUAAUUCAACCAGCUUAAUAAAACACAUUUAUUUUAAAACUUCUAAAUAAUAAAAAGGCAAUACUAUAGUGAGCUUUGAAGCUUUCAGGUGAAUCUAGUUUUUAACUUGGCUCAUUAUGGUUCUCUUCUAGCUUCCUAAUGAUUACAUAAAAGAUUUAAUAAGAAUUAGUGUAACCAUUUCUCUCUUAGUGGUAUUCUUGAACCCUUUGUCACAACUAUGCAUAAGGACAUAGCAUUCACUUGUAUCUGGGAGUAGUGAUACCUGACAUGUUUAUAUAAACUGUCUUCAUUACUGUGCAUUUUUCAUGGAAAUACGUUUCUGCACAAUAGUUCCUUUUUGGUUUGUGUCAAUAACUACAUUGUUGAUCAUGCUCUCUUCAUGUUGAAGAUCUGAGUAAGUUCAGCUCUUGUGAUAGAAGCAAAAUAGGCUCAUGCAGUGUUUUUCUUUUCAUUGAAUUAUUAAAAACAUUUAUGGAAAAACACUCACUGUAUGUUAAUCACUCAACAUCUAAAGCCUUCCCUUUUGUAAAAGGAAAAGUCAGUUUAUUGAGUACUGACAUUUUAUCAUUUGAUUUCCCUCUAUCUUCAUAUCUCACACUAGCACUUUAACAAAGGCAAACUCAAAGUCAAGAUCAAUCCAUGAUGAACUCCUCUGGAUGUGUUUCUGUUUGCAGAAGAAGGAGUGAAGA
Notechis scutatus (mainland tiger snake) is the source of this 4500-nucleotide messenger RNA. NCBI's taxonomy places the organism in Eukaryota, Metazoa, Chordata, Lepidosauria, Squamata, Elapidae. The record is from RefSeq and is a predicted model, not a curated record.